CGGGGAGGGCAGCAAGGCCCCAGGAGCCCCUUACACCAUUCUUUGGCGAAGGCUGUUCAGCAGUGCUGACCUCUUCCAGUCGAAUACUCUACAAAUUAUUAUCUCUGGACUCCUAGCUGACACCCUGCCGGAGGCAAGAGCUGCUAAGCCAACUGGAACUGUGCCGCUUCUGUUGUCAAGGUUUUUUUCUUACAGAGGAAAAAGAAAGAAGAAAAAAAAGAUGAGGUUGGGCAAAGUGGAGUUCUGCCAUCUUCUGCAGCUAAUCGCUCUUUUCCUGUGUUUUUCUGGGAUGAGCCAAGCGGAACUCUCAAGGUCGAGAUCAAAGCCCUAUUUCCAGUCGGGGAGGUCCCGGACCAAGCGCAGCUGGGUGUGGAACCAGUUCUUUGUGCUGGAGGAGUACAUGGGCUCAGACCCCCUCUAUGUAGGAAAGCUUCACUCUGAUGUUGAUAAAGGAGAUGGUUCCAUCAAAUACAUCUUGUCAGGCGAAGGGGCGAGUUCCAUUUUCAUUAUUGACGAGAACACGGGGGAUAUUCACGCCACCAAGAGGCUGGAUCGUGAGGAGCAGGCCUACUACACGCUCCGAGCCCAGGCACUGGACAGGCUCACCAACAAACCCGUGGAGCCGGAGUCCGAGUUCGUCAUCAAGAUCCAGGAUAUCAACGACAAUGAACCCAAAUUCUUGGAUGGCCCGUACACCGCAGGGGUGCCUGAAAUGUCUCCUGUGGGGACCUCCGUGGUACAAGUGACAGCGACGGACGCUGAUGAUCCUACUUACGGCAACAGCGCCCGAGUGGUCUACAGCAUUCUGCAGGGCCAGCCAUACUUCUCGGUGGAGCCCAAGACAGGAGUCAUCAAGACCGCCCUUCCAAACAUGGAUAGAGAGGCUAAAGACCAGUAUUUGCUUGUUAUUCAGGCAAAGGAUAUGGUUGGUCAAAACGGAGGACUCUCAGGGACCACGUCGGUCACCGUGACCCUAACCGAUGUCAACGAUAACCCACCUCGCUUUCCUCGGAGAUCUUACCAAUAUAAUGUCCCAGAAUCAUUGCCAGUGGCCUCUGUUGUGGCCAGAAUUAAAGCUGUCGAUGCAGAUAUAGGAGCCAAUGCUGAAAUGGAAUACAAAAUUGUGGAUGGUGAUGGAUUAGGGGUUUUCAAGAUUUCCGUUGACAAAGACACACAGGAAGGAAUCAUUACUAUACAGAAGGACCUGGAUUUUGAAGCCAAAACAAGUUACACUCUACGGAUCGAGGCUGCAAACAAAGACACGGACCCUCGCUUUCUAAGCUUGGGGCCGUUCAGCGACACGACGACUGUGAAGAUAAUCGUAGAAGAUGUGGACGAGCCCCCCGUGUUUUCGGCACCCCUGUACCCCAUGGAGGUGUCAGAAGCCACCCAGGUUGGGAACAUCAUUGGUACGGUGGCAGCGCACGACCCGGAUUCUUCCAACAGCCCUGUCAGGUAUUCAAUUGAUAGAAACACAGACUUGGAGAGAUACUUCAACAUUGAUGCCAACAGUGGUGUUAUCACAACUGCCAAAUCAUUGGAUCGGGAGACAAAUGCCGUGCAUAAUAUCACAGUCCUUGCAAUGGAGAGCCAGAACCCGUCUCAAGUAGGAAGAGGCUACGUGGCCAUCACCAUCCUGGACAUCAAUGACAACGCCCCCGAGUUUGCAAUGGACUAUGAGACCACCGUGUGUGAGAACGUCCAGCCCGGGCAGGUAAGAGGCUUUACAACACCGUGCCCCUCGUAUGUGGCUGCUUUAAAAAGAACCGGCAGCAGCUGUCUGGGAAAUUCUGCCAGCUUAAAGAUAAAAUAUAAUCAGCACAACACGGCCUCGAUUCUCACCAGGAGAAAUGGCUUUCGGAGGCAGGAGCAAUCUGUUUACUAUCUGCCCAUCUUCAUCGUGGACAGUGGGUCACCUUCACUAAGCAGCACCAACACCCUCACCAUUCGAGUCUGUGACUGUGACGCGGAGGGAGUAGCUCAGACCUGCAACGCGGAGGCCUACGUCCUGCCUGCCGGCCUCAGCACCGGAGCCCUGAUCGCAAUCCUGGCCUGUGUCCUGACGUUACUGGUGCUGAUCCUCCUGAUUGUCACCAUGAGAAGGCGGAAAAAGGAGCCCCUCAUUUUCGAUGAAGAGCGAGAUAUCCGAGAAAACAUCGUCCGCUACGACGACGAGGGUGGUGGAGAGGAGGACACGGAAGCCUUUGACAUGGCUGCGCUGAGAAACCUCAACGUCAUCAGAGACAACAAGACCCGCAGGGACGUGACGCCAGAGAUGCAGUUCUUGAGUCGGCCCACGUUCAAAAGCAUCCCAGAUAAUGUCAUUUUUCGGGAAUUCAUUUGGGAGCGGCUGAAGGAGGCUGACGUGGACCCCGGGGCGCCCCCCUACGACUCCUUGCAGACAUACGCGUUUGAAGGCAACGGCUCCGUCGCCGAGUCCCUCAGCUCCUUAGAUUCCAUCAGUUCGAACUCGGAUCAGAACUAUGACUACCUGAGUGACUGGGGGCCUCGAUUCAAACGGCUGGCAGACAUGUACGGCACCGGCCAGGAGAGCUUGUACUCAUAGCCCUGGAGCCCUGCUUUCACAUGUACUGAAGACCAAGUAAAAGCAAAAAACAAACAAACAACAACAACAAAAAAACACAAAAAACAAAAACAAAACAAAACACUACACGCAGAACCCAAGAACUCCACUGACAAGAGAAAAUGGUUGUAAAUAUUUCUCCAUUUUUAACGGCUUGGGUUUCUGCUUUGGUGAAGCAUAUGUUCAUGAGAUUGAUCCAAGGGACCGCACUGACCACACACUCUGGGCAUUUGAAGGCUUUUUUUUUGGUGAAAAAGAAAUGCUCAGUGGUUUGUGAAUAGAUCGCAACUCUCAGACACCUGCCAAGGCACCUAACCUCUAUGAGAAAGUAGUGCCCGGUGUCGUCAGUGAACCAAGGAUGCCCUGUACAUACAUACCUUCAUGGUACUGCCAGUGAGAAGAACAGAACACAACGUGCCAUUGAAAAGCCCUGCAACUUCUCGCAUAUCAAAACUUGGGACAGAUUGAAUUUAUAGUGAUGCUUUUAGCUUGCUAGAUUAGAGAAUCCAGCAGAAUUUUAUUGCUGUGGAUUAGGAAAUAUAUUUUAUUUAGCAAUAUAUAAAUUCUUAGAAAAUCCUCCCCAGUCCUCCAAUACAAACCACUAAAAUUUGGUUUCAGGCAACGUAAACCAUUGUUUAGCAAAGAAAUGUGAAGUGUUCCAAAUAAGAAAAAGGUAAAUCAUUCUUAAAGUGUGCAAUCGUUUUGAGAUGCUUGUGUUGGUAUGAAAAAUAGUUGCUGUUUAUUCGUUGAUUUUUUUAAAUUAUUAUUAUCUCUUCUGAUUUGUACAGGAGAAUAUAUAUGUAUGUUCUUUUUUUUAGUUGAUACAUGGUGUUGUAUUUAUUUUGGAGCUCCAAUCUCUACAAAAUGCAGGUCCAUCUCUCUGCCUCAUCAUAUCAAGCUCAUCAGAACAUGCUGCUAUUUCUCCAGUCUGAGCUACAUGAAGGAAACGAAGCAUGGAAACAGUGGAGCGAUUGCGCCCUGUUGCAGUUCACAUCUCAGAGAGGAGCACAGCUACAGGGACAUAGAAGUCACUGGUCCGAGCCAUUGGAAUGUACAAAACAUCGGAAUAAAAUAUUUGUAUUUUAGAAAGAAGAUUUCUGAGAGAAAUGAGAUGUUCUUUGAUGCAAGAUUUAUUUUUCAAGGUCAAAAGUCCUAUAUGCCCUCAAAGACUUUUGAGAAUUUGUUCUACCCCAACCUCUUUUGCUGUAAACAUAUUGAGUCAAAAACUGAUUUUUAAAAAUAUAUCAUAAACAAUAUAAUGUUAUAAAUUUCAAAGCCCAUCUUUAAAUUCUGAUGCAAAUAUGUUCCUCAAGAAUAAACCUUGCAAUGUAUAAUUUCUAUACUGGUUUAGAUGUGCCAAAUGAGGAGAUAAAUUUUAAGUGAUCACAUGUUUAAGUUUGAGAUAGGCUUUAAAAAGAAUUUUUAUCACUAAAAUAUUUCUACCUAUCAUUUUUUUCCAAGAACAAUACUUGUUUAAUGUGCAUAUAUUCAAGUAAGAAUGAAAUUUUUUUCUUCUUUUAGAAAGAAUUGUUGGGUUCCUAAUCUACAAAUAGUGGACACUGUAUAGAAAAUUAUGUUCUAAAAGCACUUCUUUCUGAAAGACAACGGAACUAGAAUAUCAAUAUUUUGAUGACACUAGGAGAAACUACGUAGGAGUCUGUACACUUCCAGCCCACCUUUAGAAAUGAAGUAUGUGAAAGUGGCCUUCAGAUUCGUCAAAAGAAUUGAAUAAAUUUGAUUAUCUGCAAACAGUCCUUUCAUUUGAAUAAAGUUUUGUAGUCAUUGUUUCAUGACUAGAUAGAUAUGCUUCCUGCUGUAUUAAUAUGUAUGAAAAACAAAUCUUAUAGCAGAGAAGCUGUUCAUUACUUUUAGUCACAUAAGUUUUUCAAGUAAAAAAAAUCCAAACAAACAUAGUAUACUUAUAUCCUUUUCCAUAAAGUCACAGUGUGGUAUAGGAAUUGUGUAGGUAUUGAGUCAGCAAGGUGCUGAGACAACAGUUCUGUAAUAAUCCCCUUGUUGUCUGCAAGACGAUAAAAUACUUUAGAACAUUUGGAUUAUGAUGUCAAAACUGCUGAUUGUUGCACAUAUCACUUAAUGGAGGUUUGAAUGUAUUUUAGAAAAGGAAUAUCAUGUUAUUCACCUUGCUUUCUCUCCUUUUAAAGAAUAUAUUUUCUUGGGUUUCUUUUUCAUAUUAGUAGUAAUAUAUUGGGAAAAGACUCAAAUUUAAAUAAAGAUUUGAAAUUCUUGCAUAUA
This is a messenger RNA of Hipposideros armiger (great roundleaf bat), 4837 nucleotides long. RefSeq names its product cadherin 7 (gene CDH7). NCBI's taxonomy places the organism in Eukaryota, Metazoa, Chordata, Mammalia, Chiroptera, Hipposideridae. The transcript is spliced from 11 exons. Gene Ontology annotation, molecular function: cadherin binding; calcium ion binding; beta-catenin binding. The record is from RefSeq and is a predicted model, not a curated record. Gene Ontology annotation, biological process: cell morphogenesis; homophilic cell-cell adhesion; cell-cell junction assembly. Bases 221 to 2566 code for a protein of 781 amino acids. Gene Ontology annotation, cellular component: plasma membrane; adherens junction; catenin complex.